AAGACACAAGAAAAUGUGUGACAGUCUGCUAUGUCCACAAUCUAACUGUGUUUUUCUUCUUUUCCUUUUUUUCUUUUCUCCUGGGGUCGCCAGUUUACCGUGGUUUCUGGGCAGUCCUGAUGCUCCUGGGGGUCGUGGCUGUCAUCACCGCGAGCUUCUUGAUCAUCUGUGCAGCCCCCUUUGCGAGCCAUUUUCUCUACAAAGCUGGGGGAGGCUCCUACAUUGCCGCAGGCAUCCUGUUUUCCCUGGUGGUGAUACUGUAUGUCAUCUGGGUCCAGGCAGUGGCAGACAUGGAAAACUAUCGAAACAUGAAGAUGAAAGACUGCUUGGAUUUCACCUCUUCUGUUCUGUAUGGCUGGUCAUUUUUUCUGGCCCCAGCUGGGAUAUUUUUCUCUCUGCUGGCUGGAUUACUGUUUCUAGUUGUUGGACGCCAUAUUCAGAUACAUCACUAACUCGGCUGUUGCCAAAAGUAUUUUUUGAGAGAUUUUAAAACAAAGAAUCCUCUUUUUUUUCCAUUUUGUUUUAGUGAUCCCAGGAUAGAAUUAGCCCAUAUAGUUUUUUAAUUAUUAUUCCAAUUAACCAUUUUUACUAGUAGCUUCUUCUGAUAAGAAGGUCCUAGAAUUUCUCCAGACACCAAUAUGUCUUCAUCUUGUCUAAGUGCUACUAACCUCCCAGUUCUUUAGGAUUCAGGAUGUCUUCCUUUCACUGAACAUGUGAGAGUUUCUGAAGGCUGCAAAGG
Molecule: messenger RNA, 739 nt
Organism: Carlito syrichta (Philippine tarsier)
Lineage: Eukaryota; Metazoa; Chordata; Mammalia; Primates; Tarsiidae
Product: transmembrane protein 182
Exons: 2
Coding region: 120-452 (110 amino acids)
Cellular component (GO): membrane
Source: RefSeq, a predicted model, not a curated record